AUGGAAGCCCUGGUUUAUGAGAAUUCGCCGUUGGCGGAAUAUUUGAGAGGGGAAGGUGAACACGAUCCAGACUGGCCGGUCCAGGAAACUAAAAACGCGGAUGAUCCCUUCAACUCAACUGCAUCGGAUUUUGCUCCGCGGGGCACUUCAAAAUUCCAAGAGCGCAUCCGGAACAAGCUACCCAAACCCCUGGAACUGAAAUCCUCGCGCCAGAGGGCGGUUCUGGGUAAACUCUACGAUGCCUGUGCAGCUGCCCUGAACUCGCGCGUCGGACGAAGCGACAAUGAAAGAUUCCUGGAGCAGUUUGGAUACGUUAUCGUCGCAUCGCAGUUGUUGAAUGAACACAGUGCACCCUCGUAUACGUCAGCCGCAGACGUACUAUCCAGCUCAAACCCCGUUGACCUUCCAUCGCUUUCCACAACUUUUGGCGUGCAGGGCGCCGUUGUCACAGCAUCAACGUCCUUCUCAAUCGCCUGGCUGUUACACUGGAGUCGAUCCCGAACAGGGUCCGGAUUUAAUCCUCGGAAAGUCGGCGUGCUUCUGGUCCUUGUCCCAGUUCUUGGGGUUCUGUUCUACGCUUUUGCCAGACGUCAGUGGCUCAAGUACCUGCGGCACCAGGCUGUCGAUGCGGCUGUGGUAUUUAUAAGCAAUGCGCAGUCAUUCGAUUCCGCUGCUUCAGCAUCGGUCGUUUUCAUACAGGAGGUUGAGCUGGUCUCACGGGGUUAUCGCAUAAGCACGCCCUUGCCCCCUGUAAGUAGACUUGAGGAUCAAGCGCAGACACGACGAUGUCUGAGACUGCGUCGGACCGUGUCCGAGUGCUUUUACUCAAUGUUGCAGCGUUACCUACAGGCGCAGCGUAUAUUGCAACCACUUACAGACAAUGACAAUCUCGCCAAGUACCACGACAUUUACGAUGUCUCACUAGAAGAGCUUACCGAAGCCGAGACUGCCUUGGCUGAACGGGAAACAGAGGACCAAUACUCAUUGCGCGCGCUUCGCACCCUGUUUGGAAGGCUAUACACCGUGAGAAAGAGCAUCCUUUGCUGUCUUCUAGCUCUGGGUGCCGACGGUGGCGGAUCCGACAUCGUAAGAUGGAGCACGGCUAUUGAGCAGAUGCGAGAUCUUGCUCAAGUCACAGGAGUGAAUACCCGCAAGAUGGCCAGCAUUCUCGAUGAAGAUGACCGUGACGUAAUUCCUCCUUCGCCUCUGCCCACAGCCUCUCCUAAUAGGGAGAAUCUCCGCGCUCAAUAUCGAAAGCUCAAUACCCUGACUCAGGGCAUCCGCGCCCUUCACGCGAAAAUGCAUCUGAUUAGAGAGCUGUCCACUGCCACUUCAGAGCCUACUGACACCGAAGAACUCGAAGCAACUCUUCUUGCCCAAUACGAAUCAAUCGGAACGGACAUCAGUGGCCUUCUUCAAGAAUGGGAGGCUGGCAAAUCUGCUCUGAUGAACAGCAUCGACAAGCGAUCCUCGGUAGAUCAUAUGUCGCGCCCGCCGAGUGUGUUGAAGCUGCCAUUGUCCCCGACACCCAGCCUUGGCGGUGCCACCGCGGUAGAGGGAAGCCCAGCAGAUGCGCUCCGGGCUUUGAAUGGCGAUAUCAAGGGAGACCCGAGCAUCAUCCAGAGUAUCGACGAUGAUGAAGAGAUAUUCGAAUCCAUAGUUCUUCCGUCCCGCAAUAAAAGGGUGUCUCUGACCAGGGAAGAGCGCAUUGCCCGUGUCAAGGAAGACCGGGCGAAACAGGCUGCUGCACGCGAACGAGCGGACGCGAAUACCAACAUGCUGAAAGAGCUCGAGAUGCUUCACACCUACAUUCACCUGCAAGUCCCCUAUCUUUCCAAUUUCAUCGCACUACAACAGCUAACGAGUGGCAAUUUUGUCUUCAGAGUCAUUGUCAUCGACGCCUCACUUCAAUUUCACAUCAUCUCAUCUAUACCCAUUGAUUUAGACGUUCAGACACAUACAUUCAAGAUGUUGGAAGCACGACUAGAACAAGCUAGCCUUCUCAAGCGCGUCGUCGACGCUAUCAAAGAUCUCGUACAGGACUGCAACUUUGACUGCAAUGACUCGGGAAUCGCCCUUCAGGCCAUGGACAACUCUCACGUUGCUCUGGUUUCGAUGCUUCUCAAGGCCGAGGGUUUCUCGCCUUACCGCUGCGACCGCAACAUUGCCCUUGGUAUCAACCUGGUCUCCUUGACCAAGGUUCUGCGUGCCGCUCAGAACGAAGACAUCCUCACACUCAAGGCGGACGACUCGCCUGAUGCCGUGAACCUCAUGUUUGAGAGCGCCGAGACCGACCGAAUAAGCGAGUAUGAUAUCAAGCUGAUGGACAUUGACCAAGAGCACCUGGCCAUCCCAGAGACAGAGUAUGCCGCUACGGUGGAGAUGCCGUCGGCGGAAUUCCAGCGGAUCUGCAGAGAUUUGAAUGCGCUUUCUGAAUCUGUUGUCAUUGAGGCUACAAAGGAAGGUGUCAAGUUCUCGUGCCAGGGCGACAUCGGCAGUGGCUCGGUUACCAUCCGUCAACACACCAGCGUCGACAAGCCUGAGCAGAACGUUUCCAUUGCCCUUAGUGAGCCUGUUGCUCUCACAUUCUCCCUUAAGUACCUCGUCAACUUCUGCAAGGCUACAUCACUGUCGAGCAAGGUUACUCUCUGCCUAUCACAGGAGGUGCCUCUACUUGUUGAGUACGGCCUGGGAAGUGGCCACCUGAGAUUCUACCUCGCUCCUAAGAUCGGAGACGAAGAGUAA
Molecule: messenger RNA, 2745 nt
Organism: Aspergillus thermomutatus
Lineage: Eukaryota; Fungi; Ascomycota; Eurotiomycetes; Eurotiales; Aspergillaceae
Exons: 10
Coding region: 1-2745 (914 amino acids)
Biological process (GO): leading strand elongation; translesion synthesis; regulation of DNA replication
Cellular component (GO): PCNA complex
Molecular function (GO): DNA polymerase processivity factor activity; myosin binding; DNA binding
Source: RefSeq, a predicted model, not a curated record